Tripterygium wilfordii is the source of this 1433-nucleotide messenger RNA. RefSeq lists its product as uncharacterized. NCBI's taxonomy places the organism in Eukaryota, Viridiplantae, Streptophyta, Magnoliopsida, Celastrales, Celastraceae. The coding region runs from base 21 to 977 and encodes 318 amino acids. The record is from RefSeq and is a predicted model, not a curated record. The transcript has a single exon.
CCUUGAAUAUUGUCUCUGAAAUGCUGCUCCAAUCCCUCACCCGGAAACGAAUACAUACCCGAGACAACCCUCUCCACUCUCUGCUCAGCCAGCGCCGAAGACCCGCCCUUCUUCGAUCCCGACAUAUGGAGGUAACACCGUCCAAACGGAAGCGACCCACUUGCUCUUCCUGCUCCAAGCCCGCCCGUCUCUGCCUCUGCACUCGAAUCCAGACUCCACCCCUUGAAAACUCGGUUGGUGUUACCAUUCUUCAACACAGCUUGGAGACGAAGCACGCGCUCAACUCGACUCGAAUAGCAAAACUGGGGCUCAAGAAUCUCACCCUCGCAACCGUUUUCGAUGUCGAUACGGAGGCCCGGUUAGUUAUUCGGUUGCUAGAAUCGGGUUCUGGCCAUUAUCCAGAGACCCACAAACUAGUUGAUGGGGUCAGUAAGAGAGAAAAAGUGGGUGGUUUUGUGUUAAAACAAUUUCCAAAAAUAAGCCAAAAGAUUGACCAGAUUUUGGCAUCUGAGGCUGCCAUUGAUGAUUUCUCAAAAGGGUUUGUUGUGAAGAAGCUGAACCAUGAGCAGGAAGAAGAAUUUGAAAUUGAGGUUACUGCAGGAUCAGUGCUUUUAUAUCCAAGUGAGAAAGCAAUGGGUGUUGAUGACCUUAAAGCAAUGAACUAUGAUGUUCAGAAUCUGAUUGUGUUGGAUGGGACAUGGGCAAAGGCAAAGAGGAUGUAUGUUGAGAAUCCAUGGCUGGAGUUGCUGCCACAUUUGAAGUUGGAGGUGGAGAAGAUGAGCUUGUAUGGUGAAGUCAGGAAACAACCAAAAGCAGGUUGCUUUUCUACCAUAGAGAGCAUUGUGUAUGCAUUGAAGGCUUUAGGGGAGAACUCUAAAGAGUUGGAUAAUCUAUUGAAUGUAUUUCAGUCCAUGGUUGGAGAUCAGAGAAGGUGCAAAGAAGAGAGAUUGAGCAAUGUGUCAGUUUCUCCAAUGUGACCUUUUCUUAUCAGAUUUUUGGCCUCCAUUGAUGAAUUAGCAAAUGGGUUUGUUAUGUUUGUUGGGACCUGGACAAAGGCAAAAAGAAUGUACACUGAGACUUCGUGGCUACAAGUGUGACAACAUAUAAGGUGAAUAAACAAACCUAGAAAGGGAUGUUUUUCUGCUGUUAGAGUGUUGUUCAUUCAUUAAAGACGGUAAGGCUGUAAGGGAUCACAAGAGCCUUUUAGCAAUUUGACUGUGUCAUCUGAGCUAAUUUCAUCCUAUAUUUAUUGUAGACUUGUAGUAGAUUUUACCUGAUCACGAUUGUAUUCUUAUCUGGUAUAGCUUAACUUGUAUUGAUGCUUGGCAUGACAUUGCUAGGUGUCUGAACUUUGAAGGCUAAGGUCGUUGCCUGAGAUGGUAAUUUAAUUGCGUUAACUCUUAAUGCAAAUGAGGAUGGUGAAUUCAGUCCCA